Passer domesticus (house sparrow) is the source of this 2019-nucleotide messenger RNA. RefSeq names its product TOG array regulator of axonemal microtubules protein 2-like. The coding region runs from base 1 to 1092 and encodes 363 amino acids. Gene Ontology annotation, biological process: microtubule cytoskeleton organization. The record is from RefSeq and is a predicted model, not a curated record. Gene Ontology annotation, cellular component: cilium; cytoplasmic microtubule. Gene Ontology annotation, molecular function: microtubule binding. Lineage: Eukaryota; Metazoa; Chordata; Aves; Passeriformes; Passeridae. The transcript has 6 exons.
AUGGGAGACAAUCUGCUGGGUGUGGCACAGCCUGCACAGCAGGUGCAGCUCCUGCCAAAAGGAGUCUUGAGCCGCCACGCCCAGGUGCGGAAGUGUGGGGCCGAGCUCCUCCUGUCCCUGAUGGAGAGAAUUGGAGUCACAAAGCUGGCAGGCACAGCCAGGGCUGAGAGGCUGGCACACGUGGCAGGGAAGCUUGCUCAGGACUGUCACCAGGACACAAGGCAUUAUGGACAGGAGAUGGUGAAGAUGUUGCUCAAUCAUCAAAAAUUUAAAAUGCUUUUGGAGCGAUCUCUUUCCACCCAUGACCUGGAAGAUAUUCUGACAAGAAUGCAGAAGAAAGGGAUGGAAAACCAGAAGGCUGAAUGCCCAUCUGUCAAGGAGCUGGUGAAGAAGAGGAACGAUGGCUCCAAGAAGCCCCAGGCCACAUUGUCUUCUAGCAAACAGGUGAAAUCUACCUCUGAUGGAUGCCUCCUACACCGUGCACAAGCCCAGGUCACGUUACCUCCGGUUGAGGAAGAAACGGAGCUGCUCCAGAAGCUUUACAAUCUCCUGGAGGCCAACGGGUUUCAGAUGCGCAUGGAAGGAGUGUCACUCCUCCAAGACCUGUGCAAAACCAGCCCCCAGCUCAUCUCCACUAACAUUGUCCAAAUUUUUGAUUAUUUUGUCCUGAGAAUAUCUGACAGCCACAAGAAAGUGAAGCAGAAGGCGCUGGACGUGCUGGCUGAAAUCACAGGCGUCCUGAAAGAUGCCUUGAACCCGGUGAUCAUUGGUUUGGUGGAAGGAAUAACGAAGAACCUGAACUCCAAGGACCCCAGGGUUCGUGCCGCAGCUGUGAAAGCGCUGGAAGAAUCCAUUGCUCAUUUAGGUAAGGCUGAGCCCUGGCAUGGACUCUCCUCACCUGUGUCUCUGUCUCUCCGACACAAGAGAGUGCUGAGUGCCUUGAUAGCUGCUGUUGUCUGUGGAAAGCUCCAGCUGGCAUCCCCCAGAAGCUGUGCAGGUGCAGUCCUUAUGCACCAGUCCCCCAACAGGCUUGAACGUGAUCAGCAUUUCCCAAAAGUCCCAGGAGCCCUUGGCUCUGUGCUGCCUGUCUGAAGAGCAAGUCCCAGACUACAGCUUUGCUACAGUUCAGAGGCAAAGGGGGUUUGGAGUUUGCUUGGGCCCCGUUUGACUUCCCAAAUGAAUAGCUUUGCUCUUGGCAUGAAGGGAGAGUGACCCAUCAGAGCUCCUGCAGAGCAGCCACCGGGAAUGCUCUACAUGAUAGGCAUUAGCUGCCUAUUUACCCCUUUUCUUCUUUGUCUUCUAUUUUCAAAGGGGAACUUAGGAUUCCCCAAGUUCAUUUCUUUAUAACAAACAGGUAUAAACCCAGCUGUCAAUGAUGCCCUGUUCCACAUGUUGUUUUGCAUGGGGCAAGAUGUCUACAGCAGUUAGCUACAUAGGCAAAGGCUGCUCUCAAUUCCUUUGCCACACAGAUUUAUGUCAGCUCUGAAAAUGCCACACUGAGGAAAUAUGCCUGAAAAUAGGAGUGUUGAAGAGGCAGGUGUUCAAGGGGAGUUGCCACUUUCUCCUCCUCAGCUGCUCUGUGAACUCAGGAACUGCCUGACUCGGUGCCUUUCUGUGUCCCAAGUAUGGGGUUCUUCCUUUUUGCUCUGGGAUGCAAAACCAUUUCACUACUUACAUGUGACUGAACUCUUGAUGUCCCUGAUGGGAAAUGUUUUAACAUAGCUCCUGAUACAGCAGACAACUUUGCAUUUACAAAUGUGAAAGGAGAGCUUUUCUUUUGCAAUUUAAAUCCCUGCCAAGCAGACUGGAAGGAAAGAAGAAAAGGAUUCAAAAACCAGCAGAAAUGUACUUUAUUUUAUAGAAUGGGGUUGCCCCUACCCUUUCCCUCUGCACUGUCCUUUCUCCUAUGGCCUCAGAAAAGUGAGCAGAAACAUGUGUUUCACUUGUAGAUAAAGUGUCACUGCUGAAGGAGUUCAGCUACCAGUGGAAUCAACUGAGUGGCCAAGCUCUGCUGGAUGU